Nakaseomyces glabratus is the source of this 1263-nucleotide messenger RNA. It is a transcript of the gene TTI2, whose product is annotated as Tti2p. The record is from RefSeq and is a predicted model, not a curated record. Gene Ontology annotation, cellular component: TTT Hsp90 cochaperone complex. Lineage: Eukaryota; Fungi; Ascomycota; Saccharomycetes; Saccharomycetales; Saccharomycetaceae.
AUGAAGUGUGGGAAUCUGAUAAUUGUGGCCGAUGGAGUUAUAGAUGACAAAGAUAUAAUAAAUCUAGCAUGCGAUGAGGUGCUCGAUACAGAUGAUGAUCUCAUACACAAUGAUGCUCUCGAUUGGCGGAAUAUUAUAUUAAAUCUCAGUUUCCGCUGUUAUAGUGUAAAUGAUGAAGACUACCUAUUAGCAGAGAAGUCUAAUCUAGUUAUUAGUCGUUAUUUCUCUAGAGCAUCUAGAGAUAAAAUACUGGAGAUUACCAGUUUCCUGAUAACAAAAAUCCAACCUUUAUUAAUAAACAAAAAAAAUGCUGUCAUAGAUAAGCAAUCUAAAGGAUUGAAUCCAAAACUAGGCUUUUCCUUUGGAGAUGAUGAAGUCUAUGAGAUAUGGAAGAAAAACGGUGGAAUUCGAAGUAUACCUCUUUGUCUAACCAUCCUCAGUCACUUACCUAUAGAUAAGAUAUCAACAAAUCUUUGGUGGAUAAGUCCUUUUAUUUUGAAUUUACUGGAUGCUACAUCUGAUUUACAAAACCUUAGACUUCCUGGUGUGAAGUUGUUGCAUGUUAUGCUUGAGAAGGUAUUUAUAGAUCAGUAUAGCAACAAGUGGCUAAAGUUUAAGGACACAGGCCUGUUUCAGGAGUACGAAAGAAUUCUAAUCAAUUUUUGUUUUUAUUUACCCCCAUCGUAUGAUUCACAAAAUACGUUAUUAAUUUGGAGGCAAGUUUUUCCAGCGAUAUAUUCAUUGUACAAAGCACAAUAUAUUGAAGAUGAAUAUCAACUACGGUUGCAUAUACUUAAAUUUAUUAGCGAAGUAAUUUUACAAAAUUGUUUGCCUAGAUGUGGUUGCAAAUAUGAUCAAUUGACCUCCUUUUUAAUACAUUUUAUGAUAGAAAUGAUCCGUACACUUGGUGAGAAGAGCACUAUCUACAUCCAAAGAGUAAUUUAUGAUAUAGGGCAAUAUCUAAUAAAAGAUCCAUUUUUCACAGCAUUCGAUAAACUUAUCUUUGAAACUAUUGAAUUAGUUGAAGCCAUAAUAGGGUAUUGUAAUACGACCCGAGUUCUUGAACAUAAGUACGAUAUUCUUGGGAUCAUCUUAUUAAUCUAUGGGAAAUUGAAGAACGAAGAAAGUAUGAGUGACAAAAUUAGGAAACAAUUGCAACAUACCAUCAAAAUGUUAAAAGAUAGAGGCUGUAACUUUUCAUAUGAGAUAAAACAUUUGAAGUCAGUAAAAGGUAUAGAUUACACAGAACUAUUUGCAGUGUAA